This is a messenger RNA of Brenthis ino (lesser marbled fritillary), 1197 nucleotides long. NCBI's taxonomy places the organism in Eukaryota, Metazoa, Arthropoda, Insecta, Lepidoptera, Nymphalidae. The record is from the annotation of a GenBank genome assembly.
AUGAUUACUGACACGAUUGACUUAUCUUCUGAUGAAAGCUCUCAAAGUGAUUAUGUGUCUAGUUCAGCAGUUACAAAUUAUAUCAACAAAUAUUCGGACGGUUCAGAUACAGGACCAUCAACUAGUAUAACAACUCAUUACAAUAAAAACCCAUGUGAAGACCCUCCAAUCACUGACAAGAAAAAGAGAGGUAAAAAGAAAGAAAAUGAUAACAAGAAGAAGAUAUCUGCUGCAGAAAAACAGGAAUUAAAGAAAAGACAGGCAGAAGAGAGGAGAGCUGCCAAAAAUGCUAAUAAAAUAUAUAAACCUGGCGAGUGCAUGAAGCACAUGUGUAUAGAAAUGCAUCCAGUUUUGCUUGAAUCUUGGUUUUGUGCAGAUGUUCAGAGGGAAGCAACUGCUAGUGGUGUCAAAAUAAAACCAUCAUCUAGUAUAUGUGAUACCUCUUUAGUUCUUUGGACGAGAAAUGUAAUGCCUACAUUAACAAAUAAUGACGGAUUUGUACAACUGACACCAUCAAAGGUAAAAUGUAACCAUGGUCUAUAUGUUUUUGCUGUCGAAAAUGUGGAACAAUUGGUUAUCUCUCACAGUUUGUCCAAACAUAUUAAAGAUGCAGCAGAGUUAGCGGGAUGCAAACUUACUCUAGUGUUGUUUGGUGUUAAAGACUAUUUUAAAACAUCUGGUCGCAAAACUUCGAAAAACCAGAGGCUUAUGACAGAGAUUGAUUUAGAAAAAGCAAUUACAGAUUUACUAGUAAGUGCAGACUGUGACACUGUGAUAGUGAAUACACCCAACGAGCUGGCACUCACUAUAGUCCAGUUCACCAAAGCGAUAGCAGAGGAACCACAUAAGAGAGCGAAACGUAUUCUUGACGAGCAAGCCGAUUUCUAUAUGAGGGGUGAAAAUAAGAAAUGCGUGCCCAUAGACAAAGAUGGUCACGGUCUAAGCAAACUAUGGCAACAGAUGAUAGCCAUUCUGCCACUGUCGAGUCUAGAAACAUCUAGAGCGAUAUGCGCUCGAUAUAAAACUCCUCUUGAAUUAUAUGAAGCUCUCCAAUCACCUGAUGGUGUGUCACAAUUGGCCUCGAUAGGGGUGUCUCGGGCUGCAGUGCCGGGGGCGAAGGCCCGUCGUGUCGGACCUGAGUUUGCUAGAAAGUUGCAUGCCUUAUUUACUGAAGACGAUGGAAGCCUUUUAUUAGAC